AUGCUCAAGCUGUUACACUCAGAAGUGGGCGACAGUUUCCAAGCAGGUAGCCCACCCCAAAUCGCUGUGGACAUCGAUGACGAGGAAGGGGAGGAUUUGGUCGAGUAUGACGAUAUUCCGGCACCGAACUCGAUCGAGCUGGAACAAAACCCUGAACCAGAACUCGAUCGAGCUGAAGAAACCGAGACUCAGAAAGACAAACCAGAGCUCGAUCGAGCCGAGAAGAGAACAGACAAAGCAAGCUCCAGCCAACCAGCUAAACCUGUUGCAAAGAAGAAAGACACUCCACCAGGACCACCACCAUACAAACCCCCUCUGCCUUUCCAGGAAGGUUCAAGAAACAACUGUUGGAAGCACACAAGGCCAAGUUUGAUGAACUAA
Molecule: messenger RNA, 381 nt
Organism: Microthlaspi erraticum
Lineage: Eukaryota; Viridiplantae; Streptophyta; Magnoliopsida; Brassicales; Brassicaceae
Source: the annotation of a GenBank genome assembly